This is a messenger RNA of Magallana angulata, 4931 nucleotides long. RefSeq names its product ras-related protein Rab-28-like. The transcript has 6 exons. NCBI's taxonomy places the organism in Eukaryota, Metazoa, Mollusca, Bivalvia, Ostreida, Ostreidae. Gene Ontology annotation, molecular function: GTP binding; GTPase activity. The coding region runs from base 143 to 811 and encodes 222 amino acids. Gene Ontology annotation, cellular component: endosome; Golgi apparatus. The record is from RefSeq and is a predicted model, not a curated record.
UCAACGCUUCACAACACGGUGGGGAAUGCUUACGUUUGAAAGUACCUGUUUGAAAGAGACAACCGAGUGACAGGUUUCUUGUAAAUAUUUAUUCCUUGUUACAAUGUUGAUUUAAAGUAAAUUAAGGACAUAAUUUGCCAUCAUGUCUGAUUCGGAGGAUGAGGCACCAGAUAAGCAGUUGAAAAUUGUUAUUAUGGGAGAUGGCGCUUCGGGAAAGACAUCAUUGGCAACUCGCUACUCUCAAGAGCAGUUUGGAAGGAACUAUGUACAGACCAUAGGAGUGGACUUCUUCUUAAAGAGGAUUGUGUUACCAGGAAAUGUUCAUGUUGCUCUACAAGUAUGGGAUAUUGGUGGUCAGACAUUGGGAGGGAAAAUGCUGGAAACAUACGUGUUUGGCUCAACUGGAAUUUUAUUGGUAUAUGACAUCACCAACAUUGCUAGCUUUGAGAAUGUAGAGGACUGGUACAGCUGUGCAAAGAAAGUGUUCGGAAAGGACAGCAAAAUGCCACACUUAGCCCUAGUGGGCAAUAAAAUUGACCUUGAACACAUGAGGACAGUAAAAAUGGAUAAACAUCAAAAGUUUGCCCAAGAAAGGGGGAUGUCUAGUCACUUUGUUUCUGCCAAGACCGGAGAUAAUGUCAGUUUAUGUUUUCAAAGAGUAGCGGCAGAGAUUCUAGGGAUCCGAUUAACGAAACCAGAAGUAGAGCAGCACCAACGGGUUGUCAAGGCGGAAAUCAUUGACUCAAAACACGAAGCAGCCGCCAAACCUGUCACUGCAACACCCAAAAGUUCACUAUGCAGUAUACAGUAGCAACCCUCUAACCAAGGGGCAUUAACUCUUACUCGACCCCCCUAGAAUCUUUGGCAUUAAUUGAAAUUCGGGAUCUCCCUUGAUCUCAGUGGAAUGAAGAGUGUGAGGACAAACAAUUUAAUGUUAUCUGGUUGUUUGUUAUUACAUUUCUGAUGGUUGUAUAUUCUCAUUAUUUUUUUUUUCUUCAGAGUGCACUUGCACCUUUUAAAGCUAAGGAUAUUAUAGGUUUUGCAUUUAAAAAUGGCACACUGGUGUUUUGAAGUUUUAUAAUUCAGAUACACAAAUUGAAAUCAACAGUAAGAUAAAUGUGAAUUGCUGUUUUUUUUUUUUUGGACAGUAAAUUGCAUUCCACAAAACCUAUGAAGUAUUAAAAUUAUAACUCUUUACAAAUUGAAAGAUAUUGUAAACGUAUUAUAUUUGGCUGUGUAGUCUUUUUAGCGUUUUUGGUGGAAAAUGGUGUCCGCUAAAUCAAGUACAUCGCCAAAAGUAAACUAAAUAAGUAGAUAAGUAGGUGCAUUCAGAAAUGCGCUAAAUCAAAUCGAAGCCAACUUGUUGAAAAAUCAUAUUCUGCCAAAUAUCGUACACGCUAAAUAUAGUACGUUUACAGUACAUGAACCGUCCAGUACUAAUUUAAUUUUGUUAUUGCAUAAUACUUUAAUAUGUGCAUGUACCUAUUUCCUGAAAUCUGAUCUUUGAGAAGUGUUAAGUUGCAUAAUUUGAAAGUGUAUUGAAAAACAAUAUUUGCUGAAUUGUGAUUGCUACAUUAGAUAUUUUGAAUACAUGUAGUUGGUAUUUUUGAAGUUAAUACUUGUAACGUUUUUAUCUUAAAGUUAGAUUAUGAGAUUGAAGACAGAAUGGUGUUAAAUUUCAGCAACUUGUUUUGGCAAAUGAAAGAGAAAACUUUCUUUUGAUGCCAAUGAAUAUAUAUCUACAGUGUACGUAUAUUGCAAAUUGCUUGAAAUGGUUGUGUCUGAAUUUUUUUUUCCACCCGUGCAUUAUGAUACUUUGUUACCGAGUACAUGUAUGUAUAUAUAUGGAUACUGUAACAUGUUGACAAUGUUUUGGUUAGAUCAUUGCAUUACAUUUUACUACAUUUACAUGAAUGUAUAUUGAUAUUGCAUCAAGAAUGGCACACAUGUUCAAAGUUCAAGUAGGGUUGAGACCAUGGCUUAAACCAAUGCCACAUUUUCAUGUAAAAUAUUUACGGUAGUAGCUGAUUUGUAAAGAAUGACUGUGAGGGCAUCAAACAAGCUGUGACAAAGGAAGCAUCUUUUCAGCUGUGAUACCCGUUCUUUCUGCCAUCUGAUACUAGAUCUUCUAUUUUAUUUGAUUCAUUGAUUACUUUGUUUUGAAAAUGAUUUUUUGAACGAUUGUUUUUAUAUAUUGCAUUUUAACUCUGAGUUACUUCCUUUGGCAUUUCAACCAUUUUGGAGGUCAAACUUGUAAAUUUUUCAUUUUGAGCUGCCAAAUUGAAGCAAGUUUUGCAGACAGAAAUUUAUGGGAAAAUCUUUGCAAUAAUACCAUUACAAAUUGAAGAAGAAGAAUUAAACAUGGCUGUGGAUGGGGAAAAAAAUGUAUCCAUCAAAAACCUUAAGUUGAUUUUUGUUUCGGGAUAUUUUUAGUUUUAUUGAUAAUUAAUACAUGAUGUAGGUACUACCGGUAAAUGUAUUGGUCCGAUAUGCAUUGGUUUAUACUCUCACCACUUUUAAUUUGUUGUAGUUUAUUAUGAGUGGUAUGAAAGGAAAAGCCACUUAUGAAGAUCAAGUGACUUAUUCUAUAAAUACAGUACUUAAGAUUUUUAAUAAAGAUUUUAAUAGUUUAUAGUGUAUGAUGUAAAACGUGGUAUUUUUGAAUUUUUGUUCUUUACAAUUCUUGUGAAAUUGACAGAGGGUUUUUUUUUGUUGAAUUAUUUGAUCAACUGUUUUUGUGUUGUGAUUCAAAUUUUUUAUUCACAUUCAUUAAUCAUAUAAUAUUCAUAUUCUGUUAUGAUAAAUCGUUGUAAAUUCAUGUCAUACUUCAUAAUAAUUCAUUCACAGAAUUCAUUAAAUAAUAUUCAUUCAUGUUUACUUUUCCGCGAGCAUGCAUGUUUGACCUUGUUCAUGCGUGCAAGUGCAUACUCUUUUAAAAUUACUGAUAGGAAUAUAUUGUAUUUUGUUCAGCCUGUUUUUGGUGAAUUAUGUUUGAGACAAUGAAGUUCAAUUGCUUCAUAUGAAAUUUUUUUUUUAUGUUUAAUGGAACUUGACUAUUGUAAAUAGCAAUCGGAAAGUUUUCGUCAUAUACUCAAUAUUCAUUUAAUCACCCCUCAACUGAAGCCUUAUGGGAUAUAGUCAUGCAUGCAUGUAUGUGCCUGCACCAAUAAACAGUAGGGGAGCACCAGAAAGUUACCCAGGGUAUUCAUCUACUCAUGUCUUUCGUGUAAAAGCAUGUCAUACUCAUAACUUAACGGUCAUUCAUACUGCAUGCAUGCAAAUAGAAUGGACACUAAGUAGCAAUACUAGUACGGUUUACACAGUUUGUAACAGUUUCAUUACAGUGACUUCGUCUUGUCUAACUCAGUUGCUGGUUGGGUUGCAUGGUUAAAGCGUCUAUAUUAUUUGUGUUUUAUUUUUCUCUGUUUGUUUAUGACUACAGCCUUUGGGUUAAAUAAAGUUGGUUGUAUAAAUAUCAGGCUUUUAUUCAGUAUAAUAUGUAUUUUAGGUAGAACAUGUAUUUGCAUGUGCCUUUGUUUUGAGGAGUUUAUUUCCUAUACAAACACUGAAAAGCCUUUUCCUUUAAAAGUAAACGUUCUUUUAAAAAUUCAGUGUGCCACUUUGUUCAGUUUGUGUUUUUAGUAUGGUCUUUUUUAAAUAUAGUGCAUUUAUUUGGAAUCUGGUGGUCUUUGAACUUUCAAUUGUUCCAUUUCAACUAUAGUCUGUCCCAAGUUAUUGCUUCCAUCGCUUUUUGAUGAUUUUUAAUAAAAAUACACAUACCUGUGAAAGAAGUACAGUUGUAAUCCUUGAAAUGGAAAAUAUCCAAGAUAUCUUCAUUCAUUUGACAAAUUAUCCCUUUUCACUCAUAAAAGUUUACAGGAAUGAAAACAAAUUUCUUACGGCGAUUUAUAAUUGGAAAAUGUUUACAUCUUUUCUCCAUUCGGAAGUACUCGGGACACAUCGCGCAAUUUUUCAACGUUAUCAUCUGGGCUUAUUAAUUGCUGAUGCAAUGCAAAAUCCCCGUAGACUUUCUAUAUUGGGAUGUGUAUUGAAACCUGAAGUGAUAGAGGGGACGUUUCAAAACAGGUAAUCUGAACAUUUUUCAUAUUAGUAGAUGAACAUAGUUUGAACACAAAUGUAUUUAUUAUUGAAAUAUCAAUCGAAAAGUGAUGGAAGCAAAAACUCGGGACAGAGUAUAGUGGAUAUAUGGGAGAAUGGCCUUUAUUGAUAUUUUUUUGUGCCCAGUUCCCUUUUUUUUUCUCCUUCAAGUUGGUGGUUUGGUUUAUACCUAAAUGCAUCUUCAUCCCAUCUUUUCAAUUCCCCUUUCUAGUACAUCAAACUGGUAAAAUGUUAAAAUUAUUAAAUACAUAUUUACAUGUACUUCAUUUAUAAGUAUUAAGACACUAUGAUGAAGUUUUUUAAAAACUUUAUUGAUUUCAGAUUACAACUCAGCUAGAAAUUGCUAUAUUAUAUGGUAGAAUACAAUUAGUAGCCAUAUCUCUUUUUAUCUCUAUUUGGCCAGUUUUUUUUCUUCUCAUGUCUAAGAUCAUUCAUCUGUAUAUUAAAUUUCCUUUUUGCAUUUUUGAAUUAUCUCAAAACACUCUCAAAUACCUCAGUGUGUUGCACAAUUUGAAUAGAUAGGACAGGUAUUAUUUUUUCUCUGACUAUGUUUUCCAGUUAUGAACAUUUUGUAUUUACAUGGGCAAUACUGUAUAGUAUUUGGGUCUUUCUUUAUGUUAAAUAAAUUCUUGGUGUACUUUUUACCGUUUGUUUCCUGAGUGUAUACUGAAGUUGAAUUGGUAUGAUAACAAUUGGGCAUAUGAAUAUUGAAUGUACAGAGUAUUAAGUUUGUUUUAUGUAAAUGUUUAUUUUUUAAAAACUGCACUUUUUUUUUUUGGUUUAUAUUUUUAACAUUUUUAUAAUUUGAAUUU